AUGAAUCAUGAACCAUGCCUGCGCAUUCGAAUAUCAUCAUACCUAACGAGGCGCUUCUUCACCAAGCCUGCCCGGUUAGCUCAAUCGGUAGAGCGUGAGACUCUUAAGAUUCUCGUGGGAACAAACACAGAUCAAAGACAUCUCAAGGUUGCGGGUUCGACCCCCGCAUCGGGCUCAAUUCCUGAUGCUUCUCAUUAA
Molecule: messenger RNA, 198 nt
Organism: Daldinia caldariorum
Lineage: Eukaryota; Fungi; Ascomycota; Sordariomycetes; Xylariales; Hypoxylaceae
Exons: 2
Coding region: 1-198 (65 amino acids)
Source: RefSeq, a predicted model, not a curated record